This is a messenger RNA of Australozyma saopauloensis, 330 nucleotides long. Its product is annotated as cornichon family protein. The transcript has a single exon. The coding region runs from base 1 to 330 and encodes 109 amino acids. The record is from RefSeq and is a predicted model, not a curated record. Gene Ontology annotation, biological process: endoplasmic reticulum to Golgi vesicle-mediated transport. Gene Ontology annotation, cellular component: endoplasmic reticulum membrane; COPII-coated ER to Golgi transport vesicle. Lineage: Eukaryota; Fungi; Ascomycota; Pichiomycetes; Serinales; Metschnikowiaceae.
AUGUACUCCGACUUGGAGAGUGAUUACAUCAACCCAAUUGAGUUGUGUCAUAAGUUGAACCCAUGGUUCAUUCCCGAGGCUGGCUUGCAUGCCGUCAUGACUGUGCUUUUCCUUGUCAACGGAUACUGGCUCGUGUUCUUGUUGAACUUGCCAUUGUUUGCUUACAACAUCAACAAGGUGGCCACCAAGAACCACUUGUUGGAUGCCACCGAGAUCUUCAGAACCUUGUCCAAGCAUAAGAAGGAGAGUUUCGUCAAGUUGGGUUUCCACUUGUUCAUGUUCUUCUUCUACCUCUACAGAAUGAUCUUGGCCUUGAUCGGCGACUCGUAA